This is a messenger RNA of Cherax quadricarinatus, 2706 nucleotides long. The record is from RefSeq and is a predicted model, not a curated record. Lineage: Eukaryota; Metazoa; Arthropoda; Malacostraca; Decapoda; Parastacidae.
AUGGCACCAAAGUAGGCACGAAAGUCUCUUCGGUAGAAGACACUGAAAAAUUGCAGGAAGAUAUAAGCAGGGUUUUCCAGUGGAGAACAACAUGACAUUCAAUGGUGAUAAGUUCCAGCUACUUAGGUAUGGAAAGAAUGAAGAACUCAAAAGGGACACUGUAUACAAAACCCAAGAGGACCAUCAAAAAAACAAAAGGACAAACAUGGAUGAAGAAAUGAUAGCUCUGAGGUGGAAUAACCACCUAACAACAUUAUCUCAACUUCUUUACUCACUGCGAGAAGAGGAGUCUCUCAUAGAUGCUACACUUGCAUGUGAUGGCAAGUUGUUUCCUGCCCAUAAGUUUGUUUUAUCAAUGUGCAGUGAAUAUUUUAAGGAGAUGUUCACUACUAAUCCUUGCAAACAUCCUAUUGUUUAUAUGAAGGAUGUUCGGAGCGAAGAUAUGGAAGCCUUGCUUGACUUCAUGUAUCGUGGUGUGGUGCACAUUCCACAAGAGUCACUUUCUGGUUUGCUCAAGACUGCAGAAGGGUUACAGAUUCGUGGUUUAGGUUUGUUUGCACGAGAGGCAGCAGCAGAUGCUCCUGUCGUGCCCUCAGAGCGUUCAGUGGUAACUGGAGCUUUAGAGCCCUCUGUCAUGAUGAGUCCAGAACGUAAACGUCCGUAUGAAGUGGAUCACUCCGAGUCUUCUCUUGUAAAUUUUUCUGAUGGUGAGCUGGAUGAUACAGCACUUCACACGCCAAAGAAAAGCAAAUCAGAUGAAUCCACAGAAACCCCAGCACCUAUUCCUGAAUUACCGAGAGUUUCAGAAGAUAUGCUUGAUUUGGGUGGAGGAGUGACUAUACAUGCCAGUGAUUACUUCAAGUUCAGACGUACCAAUGCAAACCGGUAUAUCAAUGACCUUCUACGGUACUUCUUUCCCAUGGAAGUUCUAGCAUCGUCAUCUCUCACAGGUGGUGAAUGCUUUGCCAACAAAGACAAGGGACCUUCGAACAAAAAUCAGCUUGACCCUUGUAUCAUCAGAGUUAUCACACAUGAUGCCAUCCGCAACUUUCCUACUAUAGACGAAAAGCAAGUAAGAAAUGCAAUCCGCCGAAAACUUAACACUGAAUCGCGUAUAUAUCGUAGUCAAGAAAAGUUUGGAGGGCCUGGGAAACGCAAUGGUGCUCAGAGGCGCAGGAGUCGGUUUUCUGAAUCGCCUAGAGCUCUAGUGUCAAUCGAGAAAUCAGAUAGAGAAAAGGACAAAGGACCCCCAAUGGUGACUCCUAAUGUCACUGUUGAGAAGGCUCCCUCGAAAGAAUCUCGUCGAACAACAUACACAUCUCCUGGACAGGCUCAGCAGACAUCUGAUAAGGAUGGGAAAAGAGAUAGUGAUACUUCAUCAUACUUUAGCAGACAAGAUAAAUCAAUCCCAAGAUUGAGUGAGCAGCCUCAAGUAUCCAGUUCUGCAACCCCAACUCCUGCAGCAACACCAAGCCUUCCAUCCUCCUCCUCCUCUCCGGCAACUAUAUCUGAUAAGAGUUUUAAGUUAUCUCAUGAAAAUUUAGUUAAGGCUGAACUUCCGAGUGCUGCCCAAUACUUGCCUCAAGAGUACUCUUACCCAACAGUAAUGCCACCCCAUGUUGGUCAGGCAUAUUUGCCACACCAUAUGGCAGCUGCUGAUCCCACCUACUUAAGACGCCUUGAGAUGAGUCAAGGUGCUCCUCAUCCAGCAGCUCUGUCCUACACGUACCCCCAUGCUACACUACCCACAUCAGAGUCGAUGGAGUCUAGCCUUCACAUGUAGGUUGAGCAUGCUGUUGGGCAGACCAAGUGUAGCAACCUUCAGUUAAGCUGUUUAUCAAGAAUAUGAUUAAAGGCAGACCAUCGUUGAGUCUUUCGGUAUAAUCACAAGCUGGAGUGAAAAAUAUUUUAGCUGCAUUUGUAUAAAUGGUUUAGAAAACCAUUUAUACACAUGCUGCAUACUCUUCUUAAUGAAAUUCUCUAUGAUUUUUAUUCACGUGAUCCAUUCUUCUCUUUCCUGUUAUUAUCUAUUAAGAGUUGCAGUGAUCAUUAACCUGUGAUCCAGUCUUGGACCUAAACUAAGCUUUUGUAAAUGGGGACAGAAAAACCAAUUUUUUAUAAAUUUUUGAUUGGGAUAAUGCUGCUAAAAUAACACAUUAUAUUCAGUCAUCAUAAUUAAUAUUUAGAAAUACUUUUGAGACGAGUUUGAAUGCUGUACUAGAAAUAAGGUAUAGAUGAGACAGCAAAAAAUUUAAAAACUGGUUUGGUGUAUAGCCAGUCCAGGUAGGCAUACAUGUACUGUGUAUUCCAAUGCUGCUACAUGGGGUCAACAUGCUGUGAAAAUUAGUUUAUUAUAUUUGAGAAGAAAGGUACUGUACCAAUAAUUAUUUAUUUACAUUAAAAAAUUGAUUUGCUUGACUUUUACAUGUAUUGGUGUACUGUACAUUAAAAGAAAUUACAAGUGUUGUAAAAAUUAGUUGACAGACAAAUGUGUCCAGUUUCAGAUUUGAUGAAUUUGCAAUGUGUUGUGUGUGCACUGGUUUGGUCACUUCAUUAUUGAGAAGAAUAAGAUGAGCUAUUUUCCUUGAGGGAAUACCUCUCAAACUUUAUGGAAAUAAGUAUAAUUAAAUUUAUAGGCAGACUUCACAUUUGAGAAUAAAACACUUUUUUUUUUUUGUAAUAAAAGGUAAUUAUUUCCUCUUUUAA